AGUAAAUGUGUCUCAUCAGAAUCUGAAUUUUUAAAGCAUUUGAAUUUCUAACACUGAAUUUUUUAACACCGAAAUUAUAAAUUUGAAUUUUUUUUUCACCAAAUUCAAAGCACUGAAAUUUCAGUCUCUCAUUUUCACAGUCUAUUUUUCAAUGUAAAAGAAAUUCAGAAUAUAAAAAUCAGGUGUAAAAAAUUCGAUGACUGUAUCUGCCUGUUCUCAAAUUCGGUGCCUCAACUGCGGUGUCUGAAAUUCGCUGUCUUAAAUUCAGAUGCAACAUCCGGGUAACUAAAAGUCACAAGGAUAAGCAAUCAAGUCGGAGUUAACUCCAACCAACUUCCAGCCAAUUGCGUUGCGAUAAUGGGUCACGUGACGUAACAGCGGCACUUGGACAUGUAAACAUUGGAGUUAUGGCGGCUAACCCUACUGACCGCACCUCGGACAGUCGGGCGGAAAUUGUACAGUCAGCCAGGCGCUUACUGCAUUUACUUACAGAAAGACACCCAGGCGCAGCCAGUGAUGAAGCUACCAGUCACGAUAUGGGAGUACAGCAGCAGGGAGGUGGCAGUUCAACCGCUGGCCGAUCAUCAUCACUUCAAAUGGAAAUGACCAGAUCCUUUCCAGGCAUUUUUACAAAAGGCAGAGGAAAAAGACGCUUCCCUGCAACAACGCUUAUUCCUGGCAAGAAACUAAAGCCACUUGAAGUCUCUUUCUACUUGUUGCCAAAGCAAUUUGACAAAUCACCAACUGAACAGGAGAAACUGAUCCAUAUGCAGGCAGGGUUGGGUCCAAGGACUGCUCAUAUAGAUGAGAGCACAACACACGAAGAGUUAUGUGAUGCCCUCAAAAUUCUGUAUCCAAAAUUGGGAACCAUAACUGGUGGGUGGCUACUGUAUAAAUCGUCAGGUGGAUGGGGUAGCCGAAAACUUUCUCUUGUGUCACCUGAUCACAGUGGAUAUAUAGGUAGACUUUUAAAGGCUGCAAGUCGUGGAGGUAAAAAUCUGUACAUAGCUCCCAUUCAAGAAGAGCUAAACACAAGUCCCCUACAACUAAAUGAUGAAACAUUCAGUAGCAUGGCCAAAGCUAUGUGCCACAAGUGUAGAGUAGAUGUUCCCCUGCAGCUUCUUAAGGAUCACAUCAGCUCUUGUGAAGUAAUUGAUGUCAACAGCAACAAUGACCUGCCUGAUUCGGACAGUCAUCCUCCAGAGAAUUCUAUGCAGUCAUGUCCGGUUUGUAUGGAGAUGUUUUCCAUUUACUCCAUUGAGGAACAUGCAUCUACAUGUGGGGAAAGUUCACCAAUUGAAUUGACAUCUGGAAAUACCGUCAGUGAGGAAGAUCAAGCAACAGAUCCAGGACCCUCCAGAACUUGUGCAAAUAUUACUGAAGACUGGUCAACUGUCAGUGACCCAGCAGUGGCUGCAUCUCAAUGUGCUGAUCAUUUCCUCCGUAUUCAUGCAAUGGAGAGUCCCUUAACUCUCAGCAUGGACAUAAGAAAACGUCCUGCUGAACAGGACAUGGCCCUCAUCUCGUUUUACAAACAAACCAAUGUGGAAUGGGCCCGUCCCCUGAAGUGCAAACUCGAAGGAGAUGCUGCUAUUGGGAAUGGUGUAACUCGUUUCUUUUUCUCAACAUGCAUGGAGAAACUGAAGUCUGGGUUUCACAUCAAUUUUGUACUUCUCAAGCUCCUUCAGGUUGAAUGGGAGACGUCUAUGCACAGCCAUUUUCAGAUCUCUCCAGAGAUGUUCAAUCGGAUUCAAGUCUGGACUCUGGCUGGGCCACUCCAGGACAUUCACAGAGUGGUUCUGAAGCCACUCCUUUGAGAUCUUGGCUGUGCUUUGGUUCAUUGUCCUGCUGAAAAAUGAACCGUCGCCCCAGUCUGAGAUCUGGAGCGCUGUGGAACAGGUUUUCAUCCAGGAUGUCUCUGUAUAUUUCUACGGUCAUCUUCCCUUCUAUCCUGACUAGUCUGCCAGUUCCUGCUGCUGAAAAACAUCCCCAUAGCAUGAUGCUGCCACCACCAUGCUUCACUGUAGGGAUGGUAUUGGCCUGGUGAUGAGCGGUGCCUGGUUUCCUCCAAACAUGACGCCUGGCAUUCACACCAAAGAGUUCAAGCUUUGUCUCAUCAGACCAGAGAAUUUUGUUUCUCGUGGUCUGAGAGUCAUUCAGGUGCCUUUUGGCAAACUCAAGACGG
Molecule: messenger RNA, 2185 nt
Organism: Melanotaenia boesemani (Boeseman's rainbowfish)
Lineage: Eukaryota; Metazoa; Chordata; Actinopteri; Atheriniformes; Melanotaeniidae
Exons: 11
Coding region: 408-1817 (469 amino acids)
Source: RefSeq, a predicted model, not a curated record